This is a messenger RNA of Diachasma alloeum, 1731 nucleotides long. RefSeq lists its product as uncharacterized. The transcript is spliced from 11 exons. Gene Ontology annotation, molecular function: N-acetyltransferase activity. The record is from RefSeq and is a predicted model, not a curated record. Gene Ontology annotation, cellular component: membrane. The coding region runs from base 121 to 1659 and encodes 512 amino acids. Gene Ontology annotation, biological process: protein acetylation. NCBI's taxonomy places the organism in Eukaryota, Metazoa, Arthropoda, Insecta, Hymenoptera, Braconidae.
AUGGCACCUUUCAAGUUCAGUACAGACGUUCAGUUCACUGCAAUACAUUGAAUUUCCAUUUUUAACGCGUUUCAACAAGUUGUGUUAGUUUUCUAUGAUUUUAUUUGUAAUUGGUCAACAAUGAAAACAAAUUCCAACACCCGAAUCAUUGGGGCUCGAGUGGUGCUUGUUCCCUACAGAGAAGAGCAUGUUGAAAAAUACCAUGAGUGGAUGAAAUCUCCAGAACUUCAACACCUAACAGGGUCAGAGCCUUUGACGCUUGAAGAAGAAUAUGAGAUGCAAAAAUCGUGGGGAGAAGACGAAAAUAAGUGCACUUUCAUCGUUCUCGACGCUGAGAUUUAUUCCAAAACCAACGACGAAAUAGUCUCAAUGAUCGGUGACACUAAUUUGUACUUCAAUGACCCCGAUGAUAUUCAUGCAUCUGAAUGUGAGAUAAUGGUAGCGGAGGAGACAGCAAGAGGUCGAAAAAUGGGGUGGGAGGCAAUAAUCUUGAUGUUGAGAUACGGGGUGGAAGUUCUGAAAGUAUCCAAAUAUUCGGCGAAAAUCAAAAUGGAUAACGAAAAAAGCAUCAGGAUGUUCCAGAAACUUAAGUUUACGGAGGCCAGUAGAAGUGAAGUUUUCCAAGAAAUUACACUUUUACGGAAAGUAAACGAAGAAUGGAGUGAAUGGCUUGUGUUUGAAACUUCCGGUGCAUGCAGGGAAGAUCAAUACUGUUCGCACAAGUUCCAUCGAGAGCGCAGUUCUCUCGUUGCGAUAUCAUAUCAGUUGUUUCGUCGAGGCUCGAGGCGCAACAUUACAAAGAUGUACCACGCUACAGGUCAGAUAAUUGUUUUCUCUCUACUGAAUUUUUCUUCAGAAGAAUCACGGAAUGGGCCCAUUGAAAAAAAAUUUUCACUCGUCCUCUUAUCAGCUUCAAGGCAAAGUAGUGAGGUGAGAAAUAAUCAAUUCAUGUUGUACCAUCUGGGAUGGUUAUCACCAUUCGGAAUGUCGUUAUCCAAAAACAUUCUCAAUUUUGUGAAGAAACCAUUGAUUUUCAACUCUCUCAUCUAUGGAUCCUUUUAUACAAGUGCUGAAUUCCUUCAACAGACGUAUAAACUACAAGAGCGAAAAAAAGAAACCUCAUCAACGGCCAGAGCAUUGACUGUCACUGAGAGCACGGUUCCACUGGUUGUCAUCGGAUCGCAAAGUAAUUCGAGAGUGGCUUCGAAUGAAAGAGGAAAAGGAAUACAUAAAACGAUAGAUAAAGAUGGCUAUAACUGGUCUGUUCUGCAAAGAUACGUUGUCUAUGGGUUUUUUUUGGCAGGUCCAAUACUCCAUAAAUGGUACUUGUGGCUGGACAGUUUUUACGUUGGAAUAGCUGGUACAACUUUAAUGAAGAAAUUAUUCUGCGAUCAGUUCCUUCUCACUCCACCUUUACUUGUGCUAUUUUUCAGUAGUAUGAGCUUAAUGGAGGGGAAAGAGGAUAUCCUUGAAGAGUGUAGAGCAAAAUUCUUAAAAACAUUCCAGACUUCUUGCCUUUACUGGUUGCCAAUGCAAUUUGUUAAUUUCCUAAUGGUUCCUGCGAAAUUUCGCGUUGUCUUCGUCAGUAUUGCCGCCUUUCUCUGGGUAAACAUAUUAUGCCAUCUCAAGAGAACGCCUGUCUCCAGCAAUGAACAAUAAUACUCCAAGGGAUUUCUGUGAAAUAAAUUUCUCCAACUACGAAAGAUUAUAAUAAAAAUAUUUUUUCUUCCA